AUGGCUCUUUGGAAAGUGAAGUUUGAUUUGAAAAAACGGGUGAAGCUGGCCCAGAUACUAUGGCUCAUGUAUUGGGGGUCUAUCAUGGCUGGAGUGCUUGUCUUCAGCAUGGGCCUCUUCUUCAAAAUUGAACUGCGGAAACGAAGUGAGCUUAUGGACAACAAGGAAAGUCACUUUGUGCCCAACCUACUAAUUGGUGUAGGACUGUUAACCUGCGGCAUCAGUGCCUUUGGAGGCAAGAUUUGCUAUGACUCGUUGGAUUCCUCCAAGUUUACAAAGUGGAAGACAAUUAUAAAGCCAUUCCUUAUCUGCUGUUUGCUCUUCAAUGUUGUCCUCUUCUUCACGGCACUUUUGUGUUUCACCAUGCGCAUUCCUCUACAGUUUACCCUGACAGAAGGCUUAAAGAAUGGCAUGAAAUAUUAUAAGGACACAGAUGUACCUGGUCGCUGCUACAUGAAGAGAACUCUGGACCUAAUGCAGAUGGAGUUUCAUUGCUGUGGAAACAACAACUACAAAGACUGGUUUGAGAUCCAGUGGAUUAGUAAUCGCUACUUGGACUUUAGCUCUAAAGAAGUCAAAGACCGAAUCAACAGCAAUGUUGACAGACAAUAUUUGUUGGAUGGAGUGCCUUUCAGCUGCUGCAAUCCCAGCUCCCCAAGGCCCUGCAUUCACUACCAAGUCACCAACAACUCUGCUCACUACAGUUAUGACCACCAUACUGAAGAACUAAACAUCUGGACACGUGGCUGCAGGGAAGCUCUAGUUUUCUACUAUGGAGGGCUGAUGAACACUAUUGGUGUACUGGUGCUUUUGGUUACUAUUCUUGAGGUUGCUGUGAUGGUGGGACUACAGUAUGUGAACACCUCUCUCUCUACACUGGUCAAUCCAGAAGAUCCUGAGAGUGAAAGUGAAGGGUGGAUCCUGGAGAAACCAGUCAAGGAAACCUUCACAGAUAUCAUAGCCAAAAUAAAGGCAAUGGGGAAAGGCAGUCAGGUGGAAGAGGGGGUGGAAGUGCAGGCAGUUUCUACAGUGAGCUGAAUAUGCUAUGCUGAUUGAACAUAGACUACUCCAUUUCUACCAAAGUAGAGACUGCCUCUCUGACAUUAUACAGC
Messenger RNA from Neoarius graeffei (lesser salmon catfish), 1112 nucleotides. RefSeq names its product peripherin 2a (retinal degeneration, slow) (gene prph2a). The record is from RefSeq and is a predicted model, not a curated record. Gene Ontology annotation, biological process: visual perception. NCBI's taxonomy places the organism in Eukaryota, Metazoa, Chordata, Actinopteri, Siluriformes, Ariidae. The coding region runs from base 1 to 1038 and encodes 345 amino acids. Gene Ontology annotation, cellular component: membrane. The transcript has 3 exons.